Molecule: messenger RNA, 3298 nt
Organism: Megalobrama amblycephala (Wuchang bream)
Lineage: Eukaryota; Metazoa; Chordata; Actinopteri; Cypriniformes; Xenocyprididae
Gene: sec62
Product: SEC62 homolog, preprotein translocation factor
Exons: 8
Coding region: 123-1343 (406 amino acids)
Biological process (GO): post-translational protein targeting to membrane, translocation
Cellular component (GO): endoplasmic reticulum; endoplasmic reticulum membrane
Source: RefSeq, a predicted model, not a curated record
UUCAUUCAGAUUUUAAUCUGCCAAGCGAAGAAGUGACUGAUCACGGGCUAUUCGAAAUAACGCGAGAUCUCCCUCCCCACUCUGUUCGCGACCACGUCAAGGGAACCCUGAAGUUAGAAAUCAUGGCGGAGCGCAGGAGACACAAGAAGCGAAUUCAGGAGGUCAGUGAACCUACCAAGGAGGAGAAGGCAGUGGCCAAGUACCUGCGCUUUAACUGUCCCACCAAAUCCACCAACAUGAUAGGACAUCGAGUGGAUUACUUUGUCGCCUCUAAAGCAGUCGACUGUCUGCUGGAUUCAAAGUGGGCCAAAGCAAAGAAGGGGGAGGAAGCUUUGUUCACAACCAGAGAGUCGGUGGUGGACUACUGCAACAGGCUCCUAAAGAAGCAGUUUUUCCACCGAGCCCUGAAAGUGAUGAAGAAGAAGCCAGAGAAAGAUGUAAAGAAAGAGAAGGAGAAAGAGAAAGAGAAAGAAAAAGAGAAAGCUAAAAGUGACAGCGGCAAGGAAGAGGAAAAAAAGAGCAAAAAAGACAAAGACAAAAAGAAGGAUUCUGAGGUUGCAGACACAAAGAAGGAAAAAAAUGACGACAGUCCAGGAUCUCCAAAGAAGAAGAAGGAUGUGAAAAAGAAGUUCAAGCUGGAACCUCAUGAGGACCAACUGUUCUUGGAUGGCAGUGAGGUUUAUUUUUGGAUUUAUGAUCCAGUCCACUUUAAAACCUUUGCCAUGGGAUUGAUUCUAGUCAUUGCCGUCAUCGCAGCCACUCUGUUCCCCCUGUGGCCUGCCGAGAUGAGAGUCGGCGUGUAUUACCUGAGCGUGGCAGCAGGAUGCUUCGUCGCCAGCAUAUUACUUCUGGCUGUUGCUCGUUGCAUCUUGUUCCUGAUCAUCUGGCUGGUGACCGGCGGCCGUCAUCACUUCUGGUUCCUACCAAACUUGACAGCCGACGUGGGCUUCAUCGACUCUUUCCGGCCCCUCUACACGCACGAGUACAAGGGUCCGCGCUCCAGCUCCAAGAAAUCCAGCGGCGAGAAAUCCGACAAGGGCGCCGAUUCCAGCAAAGCGCAGAAAUCGGAUAGCGAGGAUAAGUCGGACAGCGAGAAGAAAGACGGCGAGGAGGAAGAGGAUGAAGACGAGAAUAAAGAAACGGAGGAAGCGGGCGCAGAGCGUCAGUCAGACACGGACAGUGACAGACGAGAGGACGAAGGCUCGCAGCACAGCAACGGCAACGACUUUGAAAUGAUCACCAGAGAAGAGCUGGAGCAGCAUACAGAGGAGGACGAGGAGGAGGAGGAGGAAGAUGACGAAGAAGCGCAAAGUGACACAAAGCCCUUGACUGUUCAGACAUAAACGUUUUCCUCACGCCGCACACAUACUCCCAUGCUCCAUGUGGACCUGCUGACGUACUUCUGUCAUGUUCAGAAGAUGUUUCCCAUUUCUGUUCAGGCUGAGAUCUUCCUCUGUGAAAACAGACAGGCUUAAAGGUUAAACGAGAGCAGGAAACGGCUACGAUGACAAUGGAUAUAUCGCAAAUGCUUUCCCCACUAUGGAUGCGACAAUGCAAGUCUCCCCGAACCCCAUGUUCCUUGAUUAUUUUUUUUUUCUCUUUUUUUCCAUGUUAACUUUAUCUAAUGUCAGGUGUUUUGUUGUUUAAACAUGUCGGUAGUGUUAAGAAGGACUGAACUGGUCAACUUUCACGCUUUUUUUUUAACCCACAUAAUAUGAAUGUUUGCUCUCCAAUAGGGUUUUUUUGUACCAAUAGAUGCAUUGGAUAAUUUGGACGGACCAACAUAUUUUGUCUUUAUAAGUGUUACUAUCUAUCGUUUUAGUCAUAAAUCUCAAUGGCGCUUGACCUGUGAUUAUUUCUUUGUGGAACUCUGGGAGAUCUUGCUUGGUUUGGGACGAGAGAUGUAUUUUUGUGUUCUCGACACAUCAUACAUUUCUGCAGUCUCGUUUCGUGACCCUAUUGAAAAAUAGUCCUUGUUAACGGAAAUGGAGAAGUUAAUAAAUCAGAGCGGUAUCCUUGACUGUGAUAGGAAGUUAUUUAAAACCAAACUCAAUUCGAGUCUGCAUUCAGAAGGGGAAACUACAUCCACAUUUGUGCCAAAUGAUGCGAGAUAUUGAUGCUUUUUUAUGUACGUUCAAAUUAUGACCAACUUGCAGAUCGAGUUCAAACGUGUCAUGCCGUAGCUCGUACAGUAUGUCCUCUAGAGCCAAUCACAUCCGUGCAUCAUAGCCUUUGGUUCUCCCAUCUGGUGUUCAAAGUCUGAGGUUGACAAAUCGUACUUCCCCAAGCGGCUGUGGUCCAAAAUAAGUAAGUUAGUUUGCAUUUUAACAGGGCCAAGGUCCAAUACUAUCUUUCCGUAGGGUUGCAUACUUUUGGCUAGAGUAUUAUUUUACAUUAGCUGUUUCUUUGACUCAUACUGAGGAUGAUAUUUAAGAGAAAAAAUACAAAUGUAUCAUUUAUAUAUGGAUUCUAUAAAUCUACCAGAGAUGUUCAUGCCAGCACUUCAGGUUCAGCAUGAACUGUACUCUAUUUUAUAAUGCCAGACAUACAGGUUUUUCAUUUCACUGCAUUUUGUACUAAUACUAAAACCACCAAUGUUUUCAAUGCUGAAGACUUUAGAAAGAUUGUUUCGGGACAAUUUAUUGGAAUUAAAAUGGCAGAAAACAUCCUGUUAAUCUAAGUAAUGCAUUGACUCUAGUGGUUAUCAAAUGCGCACAAGACGAGAUGCUGCGAAGGUGUUUUUCCUAUAUUAAAAAAUCUAAAUUCAUGAUCAUCUCAAGUUCAAGUUGUGCCUGAGUGAACCACUCUCUCUCUUCUUCAAAUGUAUGAAUCUUUAACCACAUCUGUUAGUAGAUGAUCUUGUCAGUCAAACCCCUAGAGGGCUCACGUUAGUGUUCCUGUAGAAGUUUUCAAUAUUCUGUCGUUGACUUUGAAGACCUGGAUAGACUGGGCAUGACACUACAUGUGCAACUAAAGACAUUUGUUUUUACUUUCCAUGGAACUUCACUCACCUUUUUUCUGUCCCUGUUGUCUUUAUGAGAGAGAAAGAUGCUGAUAUCCCAGAUGUUUUUUUUUUUUCAAUUGGCAGGAAUUUUGAUUUGACAUUGGGUGUCAGGAUGUAAUAUCAUUUAUAAAAAAAUUACAAAAAAUUAAAAUCUCAUCUUUUUUAUGUGGUCAGCAUCUUCAACUAACUAUUUGGAUCAGUGUUGAGGAUUGUCUUUUUGCAAUAUCUGGAGAAUAAUUUGUGUCUGUCAACUGUAUCUGUAUCCUUUCAUUGCAAUAAAAAUAUAGAACACAA